Grosmannia clavigera kw1407 is the source of this 477-nucleotide messenger RNA. RefSeq lists its product as uncharacterized. The record is from RefSeq and is a predicted model, not a curated record. NCBI's taxonomy places the organism in Eukaryota, Fungi, Ascomycota, Sordariomycetes, Ophiostomatales, Ophiostomataceae. The coding region runs from base 1 to 477 and encodes 158 amino acids. The transcript has 3 exons.
AUGCGUUCCCGACCCUCAGACCCUCGGCUCGCCUGCGCGUUCGUCCCUUACAAUGUAAGAGAUCCGAACCGAACAGAGUACAACGUCGAGCACGACGUGGCCGCUCCUUCACAGACGUCCCUGCUCGUUAACAGCGCUUCGAGCACGGGCUCGGACGACGGCCCUGUCACGGGUUCCCGCUGUCGCCUGUCUCUGCUCGCAGUCUUCCGCCAUGCCGUCAGAGACAGGCCACUCGUUGCAGGCCACAGGCCACAUGCGCCCGGCUACAGGCCACCUGCGGCAGGCCACCGCUCACCCGCCAUGGCCGGUGCAUCUUGCGCGAUCGACGAGAUGAAGGGGCGCGCGACAGAUGUGUCUGGCGCAUACAUACACGAGCGGCAGUACCGCAGUGCAGCAUCUCUGGUCGGCGGCACCGCACAUGCUGCCAUGCGUCUCAAUCCGGAACGCUGGGCCAGCGGACUGCUGAAGGGAGCCUAG